This is a messenger RNA of Phoenix dactylifera (date palm), 1531 nucleotides long. Its product is annotated as E3 ubiquitin-protein ligase ATL6-like. The record is from RefSeq and is a predicted model, not a curated record. Lineage: Eukaryota; Viridiplantae; Streptophyta; Magnoliopsida; Arecales; Arecaceae.
UCUCCACGAUAAAACACCAAUGGCGACGAACCGCAGCCGUCCGAUCGGUGCCCCACCAUCCAUCCUCCUCCCGAUGCCAUUAGUCGUCGUGCUAGUGCUUCUGGUCACCCCCCGCUGCGCCGACGCCCAACAAUUAGCGUCCACCGACGACGGCUCGUUUGGCACCCACAACACCAACAUCAACUCUUCUCUGGCGAUCGUCAUCGUCGUCUUCAUCUGUGCCUUCUUCCUCGUGGGCAUCUUCGCCGUCUUGCUCAACACCUGCGACGACGACAUCUCCGCCGUCUCCGCCGCCGUGGAUGGAGGCGCCGUCGGAAGAGCAGCAGGACGGGGGCUCGACCCGGAGGUGCUGGAGUCGUUCUCGACCAUGGAGUACGCGGCGGUGAAGAAGAUCAAGGGCGGGAAGGUCGGCGCGCUCGAGUGCGCGGUGUGCCUGUCCGAGUUCUCGGACGACGACACCCUCCGACUGCUCCCAAAAUGCUGCCACGUGUUCCAUACCGCGUGCAUCGACGCCUGGCUCGCCUCCCACGUCACCUGUCCCGUCUGCCGCUCUAACCUCGGCCGCCCCGAGGAGGUGGCGACGACCGGCGACGGUGGCGCCACAGUCCCGCCGGAUCACGUGGCGAUCGACCUCGAGGGGGAGAAUCGGGGGCCGGGGACCGCGAGGCCUAGGCCGCCGCCGGCAAGGUUCCUGCGGUGGCACUCGGAGGGGCGGUCGGCCGAAGGAGAGCACGACCGGCACACGCUCCGGCUGCCGGAGCACGUGCAGAGGGAUCUCGCGAAUGCCGGAAGGCUCCGGCUGUCGGAGAACGUCACGGGGUGUGCCCGCGGCGGGGAGGCGGGAUCUACGAGAGGAAAUCGUGGCGGCGGACGGAGCGUGCGGGCGGGGAGGGCGGGGUUCUUCUUGAGGACGUUCUCCGAGCGGCGUAUGGGGGACGGGGAGGCAGCCGAGGGGUCGACCAAGCGGGUGUUCCCCGCCGCCGAAGAUCCGCUCGACGACGUUGGCGGAGGCGGAGAAGGGGAGCAAGUCGUUGAGUACUGCCUUAGUGGAACGGGUUUAACCGUCUGCGAGAUUUAGUUUAAUUUUCUUUUUCGAAAACGUAAAAAUCGGUUUGUGUAUUACGUGGCAAAGAGGCCGCAGAAUAUUUUCGGAAUAUGUGCGCGAAAUCACAGGGUUCAGGAAACAGGAACCCUUAAAGUAACGGUUGAUAUAAAUGAGCUGUUUGGAUAUUACUUUUUUUUUUGUAUUUUAUAGUAUUGCAGAAGAAGCAUUAGAGAACAAGAAAGGUCCAGCUUACCUACGAAAGUGACAAAGGUGGCACCCGCACCCUCACUUAUUUUAAAGGAUGGGACACAAAGUAUUCCCCAGCUCCACCAAUACCGACUCUAGUUACCUCUGCCUGGUUGCUGGGCAACUUCUUGGUAAACGUUAUACACUGCCAUUUAGUGACGCAAUCGAGCUUGGUUGUAAUUUUGAACUUGAAGUUGAGAUCAAACUUAAUUUACUUAUUAUCAUUCCGUGGAUGAAACU